Molecule: messenger RNA, 1584 nt
Organism: Scedosporium apiospermum
Lineage: Eukaryota; Fungi; Ascomycota; Sordariomycetes; Microascales; Microascaceae
Exons: 6
Coding region: 1-1584 (527 amino acids)
Source: RefSeq, a predicted model, not a curated record
AUGGUCAUGGCUAUUGGCCAGGCAACUUUCCAAACACGGUUCUCAUCCGGCAUCCUCCAGGGGAUCAUUACUGCCAAGCUACACCGUCAUGCAAGGACCUUGGAGAGCUCGACAGACCGUAGGCCUGUUCCCAUCGAGCCAAACCACCUGCUGAGCUUUUACCAUCCCAUCAUCCUCGAGAAGGCGUUCGUCAAAGCAUGUCAGGAUCAGAAUUUCCCCCUCGAAGCGUCCUCACUUGCAAAUCAGGACUCUCUUCUCUCCCCGGAACAAGCCUUUCACUCGUUCGUGAACAAACUUGCCCAAGUGUGCGACAUUAAGAGAGGCGGCGAAACCGUCACUGCAUUUACGGUCCUUCGCGGGGAUGGUGGGCCCCAUUAUGUCCUUGGGUCAAACCAGAGAUGUGAAGAAGCCCUCAUCGAGACCAAGACCUUUGUGGAAUCCCUCCUGAAGCUUGCUAGCCGAGACCCGGUUAUUGUGAGGCAGCUUCAGAACUUGAGGUCCAGGACCGAGUUCACAAGAGAUGUAGUCUCAUCUCCAUCUGCGAGGGACAAGUUUUUAAGCGAUUUCGAAAAGCUCAUCAAGGCCAUCCACGCAAUCAAGAACACGGAGCUCGAGAAGGCCAUUAUUGAAAAAGCAAAGGACGGAGAACUCUCCAGGUCCCAGAGAUGGUGCGAACUCCGACACUACCUCGGGCGUCUCUUGUCCUACCGCCAAGCAGCAGAGAUAAUUAUCGCGUCUUCGAAGCGUUGGCCAGAGCUUUUCGAAUCCUUCACCAUCACCCCAAUUCCCUCAAGUCAUCCUGCACCUAGGCCAGUUUCCCAUAAGGGACUGACAGCGGCUCGGAUUGUUGAGGACAUGGUCCAGGGCGAUGAUUCUGAGCCACAUCCCUUGUUCGAGGAAAUACUGCAAAAACUGCAGAAUUUCGACCUCGACAGACUCAUCCACAAUAAGAUUCGAAGCAAGUCAUUUAGACCAAUCGUGCACGCCGAAGUGCUCGUCCACCAUCAUCUCCUUGAUGAAGGCAUCUCGCACCCCGCACUAUAUUGGAACCAAUGGAAAUAUAUUGGUAGCAGCAAGGCUACCUGCCGCCUCUGCUCCCAUUAUUUCAAUGCCCACCAGGACCGGGUUGACGUGCGGCCUGGUCAUAGAAACCUAUACCCAUCUUGGAGGCUCCCCGACGUGUACCAGGAUCAGGGUGAUGAUGCGGCUUCGAGACGCCUCGACCUACUUCUGAAAUUAACAGAAGAUGUGAAAAAUGAUGCACGAUGGACAAUCGAGCACAAAAUCCUCCUGGGAAAAAAGUAUGACACGAAUACCUAUUCAGCAAAUCCUGAGUACCUCAUGUAUAACUCAGGGGAUGAGGACGCAAUGUCUGACUCGGAACUGGACUCUGGUACUUCUCAGUCAAGCGGCCUUGAUGAGUGUGUAUCGGUCCUUCCUCCGGAGGCUCGGCACUCGAAGUCUGUUGAUGUUAGGGAUGAGGAUUCGUGCGACGAAGACGGCGGCGUGCCCCUCUGGGACACAAAGGAGUCUCCAUCAUGGUCGCUCACCAAUCCUCCCGCGUUGCUUCGAGUUCAUGUUUGA